AUGGCAGUGCCAUAUGCAACUAAAAUUCUGCUCUUGAUUUUGUCCAUUGUAACAACUAUCCACUUCUAUGCAUGCAAUGCAGAAGGGUUUAACAAAACUUGCAGCGAGAAAGAAAGAAACGCACUCCUCAGAUUCAAGCAUGGACUAGAAGACCCUUCAAACAGGUUCUCAUCAUGGUCUGAUGAAGGGGAUUGUUGUACAUGGCUAGGGGUUCAUUGCAACAACAUCACUGGUGAAGUCAUGGAACUGAAUCUUAGCACACCUGUGGACACUCCCUAUAGGGAGUUGAGCGGUGAGAUUAGUCCUUCCUUGCUAGAACUAAAAUCUUUGAUGCUUUUGGACUUGAGUUCUAAUUAUUUUGUUCAUACUCCAAUACCAAACUUCCUUGGCUCAAUGGAGAGCCUAAGAUACUUGGACCUUAGCAUCAGUGGGUUCAAGGGACUAAUCCCUCCUCAGGUAGGGAAUCUAUCAAACCUGCAAUACCUUAAUCUUGGGUACAAUUAUGCUCUUCAUAUUGAUAACCUUAAUUGGAUAUCAAGGCUUUCCUCCUUAGAGUACCUUGAUUUGGGUGGUGUAGACAUUCAUAAAGAAGCUGCUUGGCUUCAAGUACUAGGCACAGUUCCUUUUCUUGAAGAAUUACACUUGGAGAACUGUCAAAUUGAUAAUUUAAGACCACCAAAAGAGAAAACCAACUUCACACACCUCCAAGUUCUUGAUUUUUCAAAUAACAAUCUCAAUCAAGAAAUCCCUUCAUGGCUUUCAAACCUCAGUACUACUCUUGUCCAAUUGGAUAUGCGCAGCAAUUUUCUACAGGGAGAAAUCCCACAAAUCAUAUCAAGCCUUCAGAACAUAAAAACUCUAGACCUGCAGGGCAACCAACUCAGUGGAGCACUGCCAAAUUCAUUAGGCCAGCUUAAGCAUCUUGAAGUUCUAGAUCUCAGUAAUAAUACCUUUAUUUGUCCUAUUCCCUCAUCAUUCGCAAAUUUAUCAUCCUUGAGGAAGCUAAAUCUUUUUCAUAACCAACUCAAUGGAACUAUUCCUAAGAGUUUUGGAUUCCUCAAAAACCUGGAGGCAUUAAAUAUUGCAGCUAAUUCUCUGACUGGUGGUAUGCCUGUAAGUCUUGGAAUUCGCUCAAAUUUAGUAACAUUAGACCUUUCAUCUAAUUUGCUGGAAGGAUCAAUACAGGAAUUAAAUCUUGCAAAACUUUCAAAAUUAAAGGAACUACGUUUGUCUUCAACAAACCUGUUUCUCAGUGUCAACUCGAGUUGGGUUCCUCCUUUUCAACUUGAAUAUAUUUUACUCAGCUCCUGUGGAGUAGGGCCUAGGUUCCCAGCAUGGCUACAAAUGCAAAGUUCCAUCAAGGUGUUGGCAAUGUCCAAGGCAGGUAUUUCAGACAUGGUUCCAAGUUGGUUUUGGAAAUGGAGUUUGCAAAUUGAAUUCCUGGAUCUAUCUAACAAUCUCAUUAGUGGAGACCUAUCAAAUGCCUUCCUUAACUCGAGCAUCAUAAAUCUGAGUUCUAAUCUAUUCAAGGGUAGAUUCCCAAGUGUGUCUGCAAAUGUUGAAGUGUUGAAUAUUGCAAAUAACUCAAUUUAUGGACCAAUUUCUUCCUUUUUAUGUGAAAGAAUGAAUGGUACAAAUAAGUUAACUGUGCUUGAUGUUUCAAAUAAUGUCUUAUCUGGUGAUCUUGGUCACUGUUGGAUGCAUUGGCAAGCUUUAAUGCAUUUGAACUUGGGUAGAAACAAUUUGUCCGGUGAAAUUCCAAACUCUGUUGGGUAUUUAUCUGAACUUGUGUCUUUGUUGUUAGACAACAACAACUUUUCUGGAUAUAUUCCUUCAACUCUUCAAAAUUGCUCCAUGCUGAAGUUCAUUGACAUGGGUAAUAACCAACUUUCUGACACACUACCAGCUUGGAUGUGGGAAAUGCAAUUUCUAAUGGUUCUUCGUCUAAGAUCCAAUAAGUUCAAAGGGAUUAUUACUCAAAAGAUGUGUCAACUUUCUUCCCUUAUUGUGCUGGAUCUUGCCAACAAUAGCCUCUCAGGAUCCGUUCCAAAUUGUUUGGAUAACAUGAAGGCAAUGGCAGGUGAAGAUGACUUCUAUUCUAACCCUUUAGGAUAUUCCUAUGGCUUUGACUUCAACUAUAACAACUACAAAGAAAGUCUUGUCUUAGUUCCCAAAGGAGAUGAGCUAGAGUACAAAGACAACUUGAUACUUGUAAGAAUGAUUGACCUUUCAAGUAAUAAGCUGUUUGGAGCUAUUCCUUCUGAAAUUUCCAAGCUAACUGCUUUAAGGUUUUUGAACUUGUCUAAAAACCAUCUAUCUGGAGAAAUACCAAAAGACAUGGGAAGCAUGAAAUUGUUAGAGGCCCUUGAUCUCUCACUAAACCACAUUUCUGGUGAAAUUCCCCAAAGCUUAUCUGAUUUGUCCUUUCUCAGUUUCCUGAACAUAUCAUACAACAACUUAUCAGGCAGAAUUCCCACAAGCACUCAACUUCAGAGCUUUGAAGCACUUAGCUAUACAGGUAAUCCUGAACUUUGUGGUCCUCCUGUGACUAGUAAUUGCACAAGCAAUGAAAAGGUACUGGAUAGUGCUUAUGUUGGACAUGAAAAUUUCUUCGAAACAUCAGAGUUUUAUAUAGGAAUGGGAGUUGGAUUUGCAGCAGGAUUUUGGGGUGUUUGCAGUGUUAUUUUCUUCAACAGAACAUGGAGGCAUGCUUGUUUUCAUUUUCUUUACCACUUGAAAGAUUUGAUUUAUGUGACCAUAGUUUUGAAGGUAAGAAGGUUACUUGCUAAAUUAUGA
Abrus precatorius (Indian licorice) is the source of this 2796-nucleotide messenger RNA. RefSeq names its product receptor-like protein EIX2. The record is from RefSeq and is a predicted model, not a curated record. The transcript has a single exon. Lineage: Eukaryota; Viridiplantae; Streptophyta; Magnoliopsida; Fabales; Fabaceae. Bases 1 to 2796 code for a protein of 931 amino acids. Gene Ontology annotation, molecular function: protein binding.